This is a messenger RNA of Armigeres subalbatus, 1947 nucleotides long. RefSeq lists its product as uncharacterized. The transcript has a single exon. Bases 1 to 1947 code for a protein of 648 amino acids. The record is from RefSeq and is a predicted model, not a curated record. Lineage: Eukaryota; Metazoa; Arthropoda; Insecta; Diptera; Culicidae.
AUGUACAUGGAAUUCAUCCAUGAGUAUCGUCGACUGGGUCACAUGGUAGAGCUGAAUUACGAGGAGGAAGGAGGACCACAAUACUACAUUCCUCACCACUGCAUCCUGAAGCCAGAUAGCACCACAACAAAACUGCGGGUCGUCUUUGAUGCGUCUUGUGCAACGACCAGUGGAGUGUCACUCAACAAUGCCCUUAUGGUUGGGCCCACAGUACAAGAUGAUCUGCUAUCCAUUGUCACACGCUUUCGAUGGAAUCAAUACGCGAUAGUGGCCGACGUCGAAAAAAUGUACCGUAUGGUACUAGUACAGCCUAGCGAUCGUAGAUUGCAGAGGAUUUUCUGGCGUGACUCCCCUACCGAUCCCAUCAGAAUCUAUGAGCUGUGUACCGUGACAUACGGCACUGCUUCAGCGCCAUAUUUGGCAACUAAGUGCUUGAGUCGCCUGGCUGAAUUAGAUGGAGAUCGUUAUCCAGCAGCUGCCAAGAUGUUAGUGAAGGAUUUUUAUGUUGAUGACAUGCUCUCUGGCGUUGAUUCAAUCGAGGAAGGCAUUACACUCUGUGCAGACGUCCAAGAACUACUCCGCGGUGGAGGGUUUACUCUGCGAAAAUGGAGCUCAAACUGUCCCGAGAUUCUCGAGCAGAUACCUCCAAAGUAUCGAGAUGAAAGAACUUCUUUCGAGUUAGAUGGUUCAAGUGCAGCAAUCAAGACCUUGGGGCUUGUGUGGGAGCCUCAAUCAGAUUUUUUCAACUUCAAAGCACCUGAGUGGAAUGAGUCUGCCAUAACGAAGUGCGUCGCUGUCUCUGACCUUGCAAGAAUUUUCGAUCCAAGUGGUCUCAUUGGGCCAGUUAUUGUGGCCGGAAAAAUAUUCAUUCAGCAUCUGUGGAUGAUUAAGAUAUCAUGGUACGAAGAGCUAGCUGAAGAUCUACAGCAACAGUGGCGUGAGUAUCGAAGCAGUUUGGAAGGUCUAAAGGAGCUGCAGAUUCCUCGAUGGAUCGGAUUUCGAAAGGAACUCAAGUCGGUUGAACUGCAUGGGUUUUACGACGCCUCCACAAAAGCAUACGGUGCAUGUAUCUACAUACGAUGCGUAGAUUGGGAUGGAGAGAUAACAUCACGUCUGCUGAUAGCAAAAUCCAGGGUGGCGCCUUUGGAAGGUUCAACCAAGAAGAAAAGGAAGCUGCAAACCAUCCCCAGGCUUGAACUGUCAUCUGCCUUGCUGCUAGCCCACGUGUACGAAGCAGUUUCAAAAAGUAUUCCGAGUUCGUUUGAGGCCUAUUUUUGGACGGACUCUAUGAUUGUCCUGUACUGGCUAGCUUCUAUUCCAUCACGGUGGCAGAUGUUUGUAGCGAAUCGAGUGUCCGAAGUGCAGCAUUUGACGAAAAAAGGACAGUGGAGCCACGUCCCUGGCAUAGAUAAUCCAGCCGAUUUGAUAUCACGAGGAGCAACUCCAGAGCAGCUCAAGAACUGUUCCCUCUGGUGGAGCGGGUCUAGCUGGAUGCUAAAAGACAAGUCGAGCUGGCCAACGACGAUCGAGGUCUCCAGAUCGCAAGUAGAAGAAGCGCUGUUAGAGGAGAACGUACAAUCAGAUCAAACUGUUGCUGCGGUAGUCAACAUUGAAGAAUUUAACGCUAUCUUCACUCGGACGUCGUCGUUCCAUACUCUAGUGAAUAUUGUUGCAUGGUGGAUCAGAUUCAAGGAUAACACGCUCCAAGCUGACCGCUCAAAAAGACGUAUUGGACCGCUUACACAUGCUGAUCGAGAAGGGGCCAUUCGCAGACUCACACUUAUCGCUCAACGAGAAUGCUUUGGUCAAGAGAUUGCGGAUCUGAGCAGAAGAGAAGAAGUGAAAACUACAUCCCGCAUCGUUUCAUUGAAUCCACGGCUGGUGGAUGGCAUAAUAGAAAGCAUCCCAUCAUCUUCGAUAAUAAUCAUCCUCUGUCAUUGCUUAUAA